Messenger RNA from Acanthocheilonema viteae, 3789 nucleotides. The record is from the annotation of a GenBank genome assembly. Lineage: Eukaryota; Metazoa; Nematoda; Chromadorea; Rhabditida; Onchocercidae.
AUGGAACAAGCAAGGGAAAGUACUCCAUCGAAGGGACGUCGCAGCGUUGAAAAAACAAUUUCUCGAGAAAUGAAGUACGAGAUAACAGGAAGUAAUGGUAAUAUCGAUGAUAAUAUAGAAUAUAUCGAUUCAGUGAGUACAACUGACUUCGGAUACGGUAUCACAGGAGAAGGAAUUUCGAAAAUUAUAUAUGAUCAUCCCAAAGAUGAAUUAAUUAAUUAUAAAAGACGUAUAGAUGCAAAUGCUGAGCAACAACGUGAACAUGCUGAUAUAAUGGCCGCAUUGCAGCAUAAAAUUGAGCAAUACCGGCAACGAUUUGCGGAAAUCGAAGGAAGAUUGGCGGUGCGUGAAUUGGAUGAUUCGGGUGAUUUGGCACGUAUGAAACUAAGUGAGGAAUGGUUGCUCAGUUCAAAAUUUAAAACGCAAGAAAUUGACGAUGCAGAAUUUGCAAGCCAAUUAGAACAUGAACAUAGAAGAGCAGAAGAGUUGGCUAUACAAUUGCAGCAAGAACGUCUUCAAAAUGAUCAAUUACAAGGUGAAAUUCAACGUUUGCGCCAUCAAUUUGGUAUCAGUAUCCGUGACAAGGAAAGAAUUUAUCAAACACGAGAACGGAAUCUUACACGUUAUUUGAAUGAAGAGCAGCGUAAAAUGAUGGAAUUGUGGUCAGAGUUACAACGCGUACGCAAACAAUGUUCAGAAUACAGGGAACAAACGGAACGUGAUCUAGAAAAUCAACGUAAUGAAUUCAUCAAAGUAAUUCGACACGUAAGCGGUCUUGUCCGUGGACUUAAUGUUGAGAGUGGUACACAUACAAUAUUAUCGGAUUUAUCGAGUGAAAGUGGAGUAGAUAUUACGCAGGAUACGGUACUCAUCGAAGCGGUCAAACGUUUCCACGAUUCACAACAACAAGCAGUUCCGGUAAUUGGACCAGAAUUGAUCACUGAACUUCGGUUAGCUCGUUCCGAAGAUGCUGGUCUACACGAUGAACUUAUGAGAAAAUAUGAGGAAAGUGCGAGGCGAAUCAUUGAAUUAGAGAACCGUGAUGAUGAAAGUCACAAUAAAUUGGUUGCUUUAGAAAGUGAUCUGAAACGUACACGUGAUCGUCUUACUGAGAGCCAGAAUGCUCUUCAUAAAUUGUAUGAUAUGACGCAGGAUUAUGAAAUUGACGGUAAAAAAAAGACAAGAUCAUCAUCACCAGCGAAAGGUUAUGUUCCACCGCCUGAGGUUGUUCGUAGCGUUCGUUACGUUUUAAACAGCCGUAACAAUGAUAAUAACGUGUUACAACGUAAAUUAAAAAAUGCUGAAGUUCAGAUUGGCGAACUUACAACCAAAUGUGAUUCACUUGAAGAAAUUCGUCAUCGUUUGGAAAAGCAAAUUGCUGAAGCAAAUCGAACAUUAACGAAUCGUGAAAGAGAUUUGGAUGAUGCGAAGCAUACAGUGAAGAAUCUGGAAGAUCGUUUGAAAAAUCUUGAACAGGAAAAGUUAUCCAUCGAAAGCGCACGCCGUCAUCUUGAAGAAGAAAUUCGGAAAAUGAAAGAACAAUUCAACAACACUCUGUUAGAUGUGGAGCGAAGAGCUGCUGAGGAUGCAGAUGAUCGUAUCCGAAAAAUCGAAGAGGAUACUAAAAUACGCAUAAGUGAACUCACCGGUCGGAUUGAAACACUCCUGGAAGAAAAUAAAAGGUUGAAAGAUGAAACUGAUGGAAUGAAAAAUCGAAUUCAAGAUUUCGAAAAAGAAUACAAUGAGAUUGUGAGGAAAUUGGAAGAAAAAGAUAAUGCAUUAAAAAAUUUGGAGAGUACACGUCAACGUUUGGCUAAUGAAUUAGAAGAACAACGUGUACGGUUUGAUACAGUAACCAGUGAAUUUGACAAUCUACGAACAAAUUACGAUAGCGCCAACAAGAAUACGGUAGCUAUCGAAUUAACAGUAAAAGAAAUCAAAAAACAACGUGAUGAAAUUAUAAAGCAAAAGGAUGCGUUGACGAAAGCGCUUGCUGAUUUGGAAAAUAAACUGAAUAUUGAAGCAAAAGCGCGUACUGAUGCCGAAAAGCUUAACCAAUGCCAUUUGGAUGAAAUCAAUAAUUUCAAGAAACAAAUCAAUGAAUAUUUAACUGAAGUGACAGUUAUUCGGCGUCAAAAUGACGAUUUCGAUACGCAACUAAAAACAAAUCAGGCUAAAUUAACAAGCACGGAAAAUUCUUUGAUUGCUGCAAAAAAGGAAAUGGAAAAAUUAUCGGAAAUGAAUAAUCGUUUACAACAAGAUAAGAACGAACUCAACAGUGCAAAACAAAAGAGUGAGACGGAAUUUAAUUUACUCAAUGAAAGAAUUCGUAAAUUGGAGCAAGAAACUGAACGUAUUAGGAAAGAUAAUAAGGAAUUGGAGGAUCAUGAACGUGUGGCACGUGAUGAUCUGAAACAAGAAACGAAUCGUAAUCAUCUUCUUAAGAAGGAACUCGAAGAAGCUCAAUCUGAAAUCAUCGCACUAAAUGAGAGCAAAAGUGAAAAGGUUCUUAUAAAGCAUGAAACGGAAAUUUACGAGGUUAACAGAUACAAAACUGAAUUGGAGAAACUUGAAAGUGAUAAAGAUGAUUUGGAAAAACGUAUGGUGUUUUUGCAAGAUGAGCUUAAUGAGAAAGAUCAAUAUAUUGAUCGAUUGAAUGCUGAGAUCGCUGAACUAAAGCAUAAAUUAGAAACUGAAAUUGCAAAAGUUCGGAAGGAAACAACAAUGGUGCAAGAAAAAUAUCAUAUCGAUUUGGAUGAAGAAAAAGACAACCAUCAAAAGAAGAUUGAUUCGAUGAAUGCUUUGGUGGAAGAAUUACGCAUUAAAUUAAAUGACGCUGAACGAGCAAUGACUGAUUUACAAAAUCGUGAUAGCAUUCUGGAACGUGAGAAUAACGAUUGGAAGGAAAAAUUUGAUGCAUUAAAUAUGGAGUUGGAUUCUUUACGUAAUGAAUUAUCACUUGUACGACGUGAUGCCGAAAAAGAAAUUAAUCGUUAUAGUAUCGAUUUCCAAACAGCCCGUAAUGAAAUUAAAUUGCUCUCUUCAACCAAUACCGAAAUGAAAUCACAACUUGCCGCUGCAGAAGAUAAGAUUAAUUCGUUGAAUAAAAUUAUCACCGAUCAACAGAAUAAAAUUCGCGAUUUAACGAGUGAAAUUCGUCAUCUGGAAGGUGAAAUUAACGAUGCGAAAGGAAAUAUAGCAAAUUUAGAAUCUGAAUUGGAUGCUGCUCGAGAACGGAUUCAUCUGCAGGGAGAGCAAUAUGCUUCACUUCAAGCCGAACUUAACAAAAUGAAAAGUGACAUGGAUUCAUUGAUUACUGAAAAUGAUAUACUCAAGACUACUAAAGAAUCAAAUGAAAUUGAAAUAGAUCGUUUAAAACAAAAGCUUCAGCGAACAAUUGAGAAUGCUAAAAAACAUGCCGAUGCUCUUGAAAAACUUCGUCCUGAGCAUGAACGCCUACAAAAUUCACAUGAUGGAAAAGUAAGGGAAGUGGAAAAUUUAAUGCAAACAAUCCAAAAUUUGGAAUUACGAUUGAAUCAAUCACGUCGAGAACUUCGGGAUGCAACUGAUAAGCUAAUAGUUAGCGAAGGUGAUCGCAAUGCGCUUCGAAGUGAAAUUGAAAAAUUACAAAAUGAGGUGCAAUUUUUGCGUGAACAAUUUCUUCGUAAAACGGAUGAAUAUCAGGCAGCAUUGAAUGAUCUCGUAAGCACUCAUCGAAGUGCCGAAGAGGGUCGUGUUAAUGCUGUACAGGAAUUGGAAGCUCGCAAGUAUGAAGUCAAUGAUUUACAA